This is a messenger RNA of Gracilinanus agilis (Agile Gracile Mouse Opossum), 1576 nucleotides long. RefSeq names its product transmembrane protein 102 (gene TMEM102). Lineage: Eukaryota; Metazoa; Chordata; Mammalia; Didelphimorphia; Didelphidae. The record is from RefSeq and is a predicted model, not a curated record. The transcript has 3 exons. The coding region runs from base 53 to 1576 and encodes 507 amino acids.
CAUCAUCCCCUCAAACCCCCAAAUAGCAGUGUUUCCCAGCUUCAGCCCCCACAUGGCCUCCACGGUCUGGGGGGGUGCCCCCUGGUGGGGUCCACCACCCCCAGCCCCAGCCCGUCCCCUCACGGACCUCGACUUCUGCUCGGGAGCGCAGCUGCAGGAGCUGACUCAACUGAUCCAAGAGCUCGGGGUUCAAGAGAGCUGGCACGGUGGGCCAAAGCCCGGGGCCGACCUCCUCCGGGCUAAGGACUUUGUCUUCUCUCUGCUUAGUCUCAUCCACCUACGGGACCGCCGGGUCCCUGAGCGGACCGAACUUCUGCUACUACGAGGUGGAGUCCGCGAGGGAUCUCUCGAUCUGGGGGCCGGACCCCUGGGACCCUACGUCCGGGGACCCCACUACGAUGCCGGCUUCACGCUUUUAGUGCCCUUGCUCUGGUUGGAAGGCCAAGGGGCGAAGCCGGACCUCGAACUGGAAUCUGGCAGCGCGUGGCUCCGCCUCCCAGCGCGAGUGGGCGGGACCUCAACCCUGGAGGCGUGGCAUGACUGCCUGGGGCACUCUACUCCGACCGAGCUGGGAGAGAAAGGGGAGGUAAAAAGGGCGUACCCAUUGGAGAAGCCUCCGUGUGACGUCACAGAAACGGAGACUGCGGCGGGGUCUCCGCGGAGGCUGGAGGCCUCUGAUCCUGAGCUGUCUGCGCCAGUUGAGGGGCUAAGUGGUGACUGGAGAGAUUCGGAGAAUAGCAGCUUAUUGGAGGAGCCGCGCAGUGGCGUCACAGAGCAACUCCCUGAACAGCCAAUCGCAGAGUCUUGGGGGCGGGGUCCUCAGGAAAACUGGCCCGCUUUGUGCCCCACCCAAGUGGCUUCCUGGUUUUUUUCCUCGGUAUCUGCGGUUGCGGUCUCCUUGACUCCCGCUCCGGGCGCUCCGCGCCUGGUCCAUGCCGCCCGCCAUGCCGGAGUCACUACUAUUCUUCUGUCCACUCCGGGUCCUCCUCCCCGGCUUCUGCUCUUUGACUUGGUGCCAGGGGUCUCUGUGGCCGGCUGGCCCGAGGGAACCCGGACCCACGCCUGGAUGGGUCCCCUGGCCGCUGGGCCUACUUCCUACUACCUUGUGCCGGGCUUCAGAGCCAAAGGGGAGGAUGGGCUCUGCUGGAGAAUUUGCUUCGCCCGCCAGGAGCUGGCGCUCAAGGCCCGCAUUCCCAGGCCUCUGCUCCAGGCACAUGCCGCUGCCCAGGCCUUGCUGCGCCCUCUUGUGGCCGGGGCCCGCUGCGCGACGCUUUACCUCCUGCGGACCCUGCUUUAUUGGGCCUGCGAGCGACUGCCAGCCCUCUAUUUGGGGCGGCCCGAGAAUACCGGGGCCUGUUGCCUUGGGCUCCUGGACGAAUUGAGCCGCGGGCUCGAGGCUAGGGCGCUGCCCGAUUACUUCCUGGAAGGGCGGGAGCUAGCACCCGGGGAGUGGGCCGCGGAGCUGACAGGGGCCCUCGCCCGACUUCGGGGGGAUCCUAUAGGGGCUCUCAGAGCUGCAGUAGAGGAAGCAAAGACUGCACGGAAGGGGGGCGGGGUAGUGGGCGGGGGGCAUUAA